Messenger RNA from Ectocarpus sp. CCAP 1310/34, 3948 nucleotides. The record is from the annotation of a GenBank genome assembly. Lineage: Eukaryota; Phaeophyceae; Ectocarpales; Ectocarpaceae.
ACGAAGCACAGACACGUGAGGCUGCGACCGAAACAGUGGGCACCCGAACGGUGAUACAGAGAGAGAUAGAAGAGAAGGGAGAGAGGGAGAGAGGGGUCGACAAGCAUGAAGAUUUUUGCGGUCGCGGGCGCCAUGGCGGUGCUCUUCUGCCAGCUGGCGAGCGGGUUCAUGAUUGCGCCGUCAGCCUUCGCCGGCUCAAGCGUGGUUUCCAAGUCGAGCGCAACAUCGCCAACAUCGAGCCUGCAGAUGCGAGCGCGCAACUGCGACCUCUUGGGCAAGAAGCCCAACCGCAAGGCCCGCGUCGUAACGUUCUCGCACAAGCGCAUCCACAAGGUGCAACACUUGAAUCUGCAGUGGCGCAAGAUGUACUGGGAGGAGGGCAAGCGAUUCGUCAGGCUUAGGCUGUCGACCAAGGCGAUCAAGACCAUCGACAAGUACGGUCUCAACAAGGCGGCGAAGAAGUUCAACCUCGACCUCGUCAAGUUCACCGCUUAAAAACAGGACUGAUCCAUUGAUUGAUACCUCGGUUAAUAUUUUGAAGACAGAAACACCGAAUCAGGGGUACUAAUGCCCCCAAGACUUGGCUUGGGUAACGGCUCAUGUUUUGCUUGGCCCGCGGUGGUUCGAUGUCGGGAGGGGCCUUAACGAGCGCGGGAAAGAACAACAUUGUAAACGGCGUGCUGUAGUGAGAUGGGUUCACUCCUCAAUAGUAGGCACCGAGUUUGCGUUGUUGUUUCGUUGAAGUUCGAGCAGUAUUGUGCUGUCUUGAGUUUGAGUUCGAGCAGCGUGCUUGCGAGGCAUGACACUCUGGUAGCUGGGGUACGUAUUGUACGUCGGGGUUCUUCGGUUCAGACCUGAUGGUCAGUUCCACUAAAUACAUAGCAGGCCGGGGGCAGCCUCGGCCAGACUUUGGAGCCCCAGAUGUUUUUCUUCAUGAGAAAUGAAAGCUCCACUAAGAAGACACAGGCACGUCCGCAAAAACACGAGCAACGAGUUUAUUUCCAUUGUAGGACUUCGCGUUCCGUUGCUUAUUAGAGAAGCAUUCGCGGGCGAGGGGGGGGGCAGGAUCGGGAACACAUUUAUGCCCCGUGCGUCACCCCGGUGUUUUAAUGCUAUACCCGUGGCCGUUACAAGUGUCUCGCAUCGUCGCUUGGACUUGGUGGAACACACAUAUCCUGCGGUCGUAGCUCCCUUGACUAAAAUGUAUUUGAUCGCAGAUUGCACGGCAGCAGAAAAACGAUCACUGCGUUGUGCGCGGUGCGGUUCAUGCUUUUGAUCAUCUGUGGGUUUCGCGGCUCCUUUCCACAAGUGACUUCACGGAGAACAAACCCUUCCUGCGAUGAGCUGGACAUCGGUUCUUGUGUGCAUGCCUUUCGGUCUUUCUUUUUGUGGUGCGUGCCUUGAUUCUUGUUGCGAAAUGGAUUCAGCCGGUCCUUUGCCUCGUCCAACGUCAAGUCGAGUUCACCAUACACACGAAGCUGUCGCUUUUCGCUUUUCACGUUUGUUUGGGUCUCAAACGUCAGAAGCUAGCUACUAGUUGUGACCACGUCACGCGCAAGGAAAAAAAUGUCCUAACAUCAUUCCGCCCGAAAUCGCACGUUCCGACCCAGCCUCUGGCUUCUUCCCUCAAAACAUCUCACAGAGAACCACAGCGUUCUGAAAAGUAUCACAACCAGACGCAAACACUUGCGCCACAAAGUUAUUCCGCCGACAAUCGCAUGGCCAACCUGAGCUCGUCAAGAUGUUUGAAGGUGACCAAUCAGAUCACCCGGCGACCGGCCGGCAACCUGUGAAUGAAAACGUUCCAUGAAAUCGGACGCGGACUCAGCAUAGCUGAAAGUGGAACAUGUUAGCCGAUGACAUCCGGGAAACAGCAUGAACUACUUCCUACAUACAACAAUUUCGAGUGAGGGUGUGCCUGCAACUUCAAAAAAGAGCUGUGCGCACUUGGUAAAGAGAACAUAAUCUGUGUGGAAGGGCAAAAGGUUCUUCCCAAGACAAGACAAGACAAGAAUAAAAAAAAAAUCAACUGUUUUUCCACGACACGGACGGCUGCUGACCCCGUGUCGACGGAAACAACGGUCAAUACGCUAUAAUAAACGCGCGCAAACCAGCACCUCACUGCCGCGACGUUUGUCCCAUUUAAUCGAUUGCACUACUUCCGUACCACAUCAUCAACAAGCAAACGGCAAGCCAGAUUCAUUACGAAAAGAAAGGCGGUCGUGUCUAAGACUUGACCGUUAACGGUUGGUUGGACGAGAGACACCUUCGCGGCGCGCCGGUCGGAUUAUUUGCCGACAGGUGGAAUUUCGAAACUUGGAGAGAAAAACUCAAACGUCUGCCUUAGUGGUGUUCAAAAAACGUGGGCAGACACGAACUAGCAAGACCUAUUGUCGUGCAAGAAUAGCAACUACAGAACACCGUUCUUGCGGCAAUCCACCGCUACCUUCAAGGAAAACAAGAACAGCGCCACCCAGUUCUUUGCACCAGAAAUAUAUCAACACACCAACAAUCAAGCGACCCUCGCGCAACAGUGAUGCACCAAUAAUGUACGACCGCGUUGCGUAAAAACUCACGCGGGUGCUCAUGCAGCCCCAAGGCGCCACCUACUGUAAUAUCUAACUCCUACAAGCGCACGAAACAAACAAAAAAAAGGCUCCGCGUUACCAUCACGUCAGCGGGUAGAAACAAACUCAAACAAACAUCCAAAACGAAGAAAAUAUAUUAAACCGAAACGCAACGAACAAUGCACACAUACACAGAGCCUACCUCCGUUCUACUUGAAACAACAAGCAAGAGCGGCGCGGCCCCGCCAACAACAAAGCGCCUCCCAUGAUUCAAGCAACGCCCACGGGGCGAGAGAUCACCGAAGAACCGCCGUGCGGCCCCAGAAGAGCAGACCUUCACCUCCUCCGGACAUGGCCGUACUGAUCCACGGCAACCUACGCCGCCGACACACCAAUCAAAAAUACCUCGUACCAUGCAUGUAACAGGCCAGAAAAUGACGUUCUUGCGCCGGAUCCAGUCGUGCGCAUACGUUAGCCGAUCGACCGCGUAACCGAUCGACCAAACAGCGAGCAGCACGCAACGGAUAUCUGGUAGAACCACCUGGAGUUCCCCCGCACCUCAAAACAGCAAAACAUCGUGUCACCGAAACACAGAAAUGACAUGUACGCUCCGGCGCCUGUUGUCAACUACUCUACACUCACCAUUGUUGAUACACGUGAAGGAAGGAAGCUACGCCUAAAGAAAAAAAAAAAACACAUCCCGAAGCGGCUUUUCGACGCGGCGGUAUCUAGUACGAAAAAAAAUAAUAGGUUGUCGUUUCCACGCCGUGGCGUCCACACCGUAUUGUACCUUCAGCAUGGACGAGAGAGCCUUGAGUUGGCCACACCGCCGCCGAACAACACCUUGACCACACAAAAAACAAUAAAUGCUAACCGUUCUAGCAACCACAAUCCACAAACCAGACUUCGCGCGGGCAUUUACACACAAACAACCACACACAUGAACGUUUUGCAGACCGAAAAAAGAACUCCGAUGUGUGAAAAAAAAGGGAACCAAUCGUCCUCGACAGACGUUCGGAGAUAUGGUGCCCCUACACAGGCCAUCUCUGAAUAUUCAAAGCAUCUACUACUGCAGCUGGCCAUCGUGCCUGCCGUCCUUGAAGGGCGACAUCCCCUCCUACUCCUCACCCCAGCCGGGCUGCGUGGGGCCAAACUUCCCGCUGUAGACCUUUGCGCUCCGCGGCCCCGAGGACACGCGGUACAUCUCCGCCGCCCAACCCCCGCCGUCGCCGCCGCCGCCCGCCGCCACCCGCUCAUCCCCGCGGCGGGAGCUCGACCGCGACCGGCUCCUGCCGCCCCAACUCCUGUCGCCCCGCGGGCUUCGGCUCGACACCCGGGAAUGGCUACGACUGCCGUUGCUCUUGGGGCUCCUGCUACCGCC